This is a messenger RNA of Polyodon spathula (Mississippi paddlefish), 1298 nucleotides long. Its product is annotated as cyclic AMP-responsive element-binding protein 1. Gene Ontology annotation, biological process: regulation of transcription by RNA polymerase II. The coding region runs from base 169 to 1179 and encodes 336 amino acids. The transcript has 8 exons. Gene Ontology annotation, molecular function: cAMP response element binding; protein binding; DNA-binding transcription factor activity, RNA polymerase II-specific. NCBI's taxonomy places the organism in Eukaryota, Metazoa, Chordata, Actinopteri, Acipenseriformes, Polyodontidae. Gene Ontology annotation, cellular component: nucleus; ATF4-CREB1 transcription factor complex. The record is from RefSeq and is a predicted model, not a curated record.
AUGGGACUUUCUGAGCUAAUUUUCGUGUCUCGUUCUCCGUGUUGUUGUUCCCGGUGACGCGACGGAGGUGUAGCCUGACGCGGUCUCUUACGUGUCGGCCUGAAUAAAAGUGGAGCUCCGGGGGCCAGGGAGUGACGGAGGGAGUCUGUACCGUCUUCAGCAAACUAAAUGACCAUGGAAUCUGGAGCAGAGACUCAGCGGGGUGGCGAGGCUGCUGUCACAGAGUCAGAAAACCAGCAGAUUGGAGUGCAGGCACAGCCACAGAUUGCAACGCUGGCACAGGUGUCCAUGGCAGGGGCUCACGCUACAUCUACAGGCCCCACCGUGACUCUUGUUCAGCUCCCAAACGGACAGACGGUUCAGGUGCAUGGGGUCAUACAGGCUGCACAACCCUCAGUCAUCCAGUCUCCGCAGGUUCAGACAGUGCAGGUGAGCACUGACAACUGUGUCUAUAUUUCUACGAUUGCUGAGAGCGAGGAUUCCCAGGAGUCGGUGGACAGUGUGACAGACUCUCAGAAACGCAGAGAGAUCCUCUCGAGACGGCCCUCCUACAGAAAAAUCCUGAAUGAUCUUUCAUCCGACGCCCCAGGAGUUCCCCGGAUUGAGGAAGAGAAAUCAGAAGAGGAUUCGUCCACUCCUGCCAUCACCACGGUGACUGUGCCAACACCAAUAUACCAGACCAGCACCGGGCAAUACAUUGCUAUCACACAGGGAGGUGCCAUUCAGCUGGCUAACAAUGGCACUGAUGGAAUGCAGGGGCUGCAGACACUGACCAUGAGCAAUGCGGCUGCAGCUCAGCCCGGUACUACAAUCUUACAGUACGCACAGACCUCUGAUGGGCAGCAGAUACUGGUGCCCAGUAACCAGGUAGUUGUGCAAGCUGCCUCCGGGGAUGUCCAGGCCUAUCAGAUCCGCACUGCUCCCACCAGCACCAUCGCCCCGGGCGUGGUCAUGGCGUCCUCCCCAGCACUGCCCACUCACCAGACAGCAGAGGAAGCGACUCGCAAGAGAGAAGUGCGCCUCAUGAAAAACAGGGAGGCGGCGCGGGAGUGUCGCAGGAAGAAAAAGGAGUACGUGAAAUGUCUGGAGAACCGGGUGGCUGUGUUGGAAAACCAGAACAAAACGUUGAUUGAAGAACUUAAAGCACUUAAAGACCUCUACUGCCAUAAAUCAGAUUAAUUCCACGGAUGUUUUACUGCAGAUCUGUACAGAGACUAGUCUGGCAUUAGGAAGCUGGGCGACAGACACAUUUUCUAAAUGUGUGGUGUGUGUUUUUUUUUUUUUUUUUUUUUUUUUUU